CACAGAGAAGAAGAACCAAAGUGGCCGCUUGAAAGUACCGCGUAAAAUAUGUCUUCUGUUGAAGUGGAAAAACACCUAAAAUCGCCCCAAGAAGGAGCCGGAUCUCCUGGUGGGGCCGCAGCCGUGGCCAUCAAGGAGGAUGCCAACGAAACGGAACGUCUUGUGAAACUGAUCACCGGAAUGGGUUAUCCGGAAGGCGAAGCCCGUCUCGCUCUCGCCCACAGCAACAACAACGUGCAGCGCGCCAUUCAGAUCCUGGUGGAAGGACACGGGGACGAGGAGGAUGCCGCCACGCGGUCUCACCGUCGCAGUCGACGGCGCAUUCGAGAAUUGCGCAGCAGCCUUCUCGGCAAUCCUGCCACCACCGAUUACGUCAUCAAUCAGCUGAUGACGCAGCAAAGUAACGUGAGAGCUUUGACGGAAAUGCUAAACGGCGGCAGUGUGGAGGCCAUGAAGCUGCUGCUGGCCGAGGAGGAUGAGGGGAAGGAGGAAGAGCAGCUGGGUAGAGCUUUGGAGACGGAAUCUCAAGAGGACUCUAAUGGAGAGGAGGAAGAGGAUGGGGAAGAGGAAGAGGAAGUGGAAGAGUAG
This is a messenger RNA of Drosophila bipectinata, 588 nucleotides long. RefSeq lists its product as uncharacterized. NCBI's taxonomy places the organism in Eukaryota, Metazoa, Arthropoda, Insecta, Diptera, Drosophilidae. Gene Ontology annotation, molecular function: protein binding. The record is from RefSeq and is a predicted model, not a curated record.